Messenger RNA from Cyclocybe aegerita, 3618 nucleotides. The record is from the annotation of a GenBank genome assembly. NCBI's taxonomy places the organism in Eukaryota, Fungi, Basidiomycota, Agaricomycetes, Agaricales, Hemipholiotaceae.
AUGGAAUUGAACGCGGGGUUUGGUGCGAGCCUCGAGGAACUUUCGUGGCGUGGUCCUGGAGGUUGUGACAAAGCGCUCGCUCAAAAUAUGCCACCCAAACGGAAAAGAAACGCGUCUUUAUCCCCGAAAGGUUUUGCUGCUGGUGACCAGCUGAAACGCAACGCGUUACCGCGUCCUUCUACAUCCGACCCUUGGGGCUGGGUUGUUUCUGAGGUCUCCGACGCAGCAGGCAUCACGCAAGAGCAUAGUAUCUCUGCCUGCAAUCUUGCUGCAAGAAAUAAGAACACUUCAUGCCGCAACAAGUAUUCUACAAUUACUGUCAAGAAGGAUGCUGGGACCCCGAAAGCUACCCCGCCUUCGUCAACCGCUGCAGGGGAACUAGAAGACGAUAUCAUUGUAAUUUCCGACGACGAUGAACCCUCGUGCCCGAAGAAGGAAUGCAAGGCGAAUCCUAUGUGUCUCAAUUAUCUAGGACAAGACUUGUGGGAGGAUGAAGAGCAGGCUGAAGAAGAAUUCAUGAAAAGUGCAAAUUUAGGCAAGGAUCCUUCGCGAAACUCACGCGAACCUGGUCUCCCGGUGGGAUUGAAGAAUCUCGGUGCUACAUGCUAUGCAAAUGCGUCUCUACAAGUCUGGUAUCGAGAUUUAGCAUUCCGCUCUGGUGUUUAUAGUUGGAAGCCACCGGAUAACAUACCUGUGGAAAGGUACAAGGCAGGUCCUCCGUCUGACCUCAUGAAAUUGCAAGGUUAUGACAUCCUCGGUCAGGACUCACCUAUCUUCCAGUUGCAAGUGACAUUCGCCGCUCUGCAAGGGGGAAACAAGAGUGCCUUUAAUCCUACAAAAUUGGUCGAAAGCCUUCAACUACGAGCUUCAGAACAACAAGAUGCUCAAGAAUUUUCUAAGCUAUUCAUGACGCACCUUGAUGCUGAAUUCAAGAAGCAAGCGUCCCCUUCCGUGAAAUCUCUGAUCGAGGAUCAGUUCCAAGGCAGCCAAGCCUAUGGGACGAUUUGCCACGCUUGUAAAAACCGAUCCGAGAGAAGUUUCGAUUUUCUUGAAAUAGAGGUAGCUUUUGAGAAUAACGCGAUGCUUGAAGAUUGCAUUUCUACUUCGUUGCUACCUGAAACAUUGUCUGGAGAUAAUCAAUAUUUCUGUUCUCGUUGUGAGGUACUACAAGACGCGACACGAUACACAGAACUACGCCAACUGCCGCCCGUUCUACACUUCUCACUACUACGAUUUGUUUAUGAUAUUUCAACGAUGGAGCGAAAGAAGUCCAAGCAUUCAAUUUCUUUUCCGUUAGUUCUCGACAUGAACAAAUUUCUGGGAUUGCGACAUAAUCGGGAAAGUGGCGGCUCCACAGACGGCAGCGAUAGUAUGUACGAACUGCGAGGCAUUCUUCUGCAUAAAGGGGCAAGUGCAUAUCACGGCCAUUAUGAAGCCCAAGUCAAUGACAACGAAAAUGGGACAUGGUUCCAGUUCAAUGAUGAGACGGUGACGAAGAUCCAAGCACUGGGUGACAACAAAGUGGCUAGAAAGAAAGCGAGCGAUGAAUCCCAUGAGAAAGCUGAAGGCGAUGAUGAGCGACCCAGCACUUCGCAAAUGCAGAAAAAAAGAGCCAAUGCGAGAAAACGAAAAAGAAUUGAAGAUAGCGACGACGAAAUUGAGGUUGUUGGAGCGAAAAGAAAAGCGUCUAGCAUCCCAUCACCAAAGCCGGCUGAAGGACCCAACCCAAUUACUUCCAAAGACGCGUAUAUGCUCAUAUAUGCAAAGAGGAAUUAUGACUCGAGCAAAACGCUCUUGUAUCCAAAACCACCUGAUAGAGCCCUGAAAAUUGUUCAAGGUCUCAACGAGGCGCAUACUGAAGCAUGUCGGAUGUUCGAAGAAAAGAAGGGUUCCCUGAAGGCGCAUUUUCAAAAGCUACGACAGACAGUCCGAAGUAUUUAUUCCUGCUGGUCCACACCUUCAACUAAAGAUUGCAUCGUUGCUAGUCGACAAGCACUCGAAGCCUGGUUGUCCAAUGCUUGCAUUGAGGCUACCCUUCGACACUCUGGUGUCACCUCUCCUGCCGACGCACCUUCUCAAGGGUCCUCAGAAGAAUCCACUUCUGUCACUAUAUCCUUGGAUGAUAUAACCUGUGAGCAUGGGAUGCUGGAUCCCCUUAAGGCCAAGGACAUGAAAUGCAUCACACCGGCUGCAUAUGUUCAACUCGUGAAAGAAACCAACUGCAUAUUCGAUACCGUCCUGAGACCCUCAGAUGCCUGCACUGAAUGUGUUUCCAUGUUGUUUAUGGAGAAACUUUACGAAAUCGAACAUCCACGCCACGCAAAGAAAUUUGACGAGAUCUCGGUUGUACCUGAGGAUGGGGUUGGUUAUUGGCUUUCUAAGAAGUGGUGUCGAGAUUGGCGGCUUAUCAAACCUCGAAUGCAUGAACCUUUCCGGAACGACCCAGCACCGGACUCUGAAGAGUUCCGUAGUCACGUCUUUUGUGAACAUGGUGGACUGUCUUUGAGCACCACCGGCCGCAGGAAGAUUUCUGCGGAGGCUGUCACCCUUCUUCGAAAGCUGUUUCCGACAUGGACACCCCUUUCUAGUGACACGGAACCGUGCGCCGUUUGUGAAGCAGAAAUUCACGUGUCUAAGGAAGACAAACGAGAGGUCAGACGGCGAAUAGAAGACGAGAAGGCCCGGUUACGAUUUAUCUAUGAACCGACUCUUGAUACCUGGGCGGUCGACAGAUCGACGAGAACUCAAUGUGCAAUUGUACCAUCGCAAUUUAUAAAGAAGUGGAAGCGCUGGCUAAACAGUCCCGACAAUGCACGACCCGAGAGCAUCGAUAAUUCGUCCUUUCUAUGCAAGCACGGUUUGCUCCUGCUUGAUCCCAAUUGUUCUACCGAUCUUGACUCGUCUGUCAUUGUCAUUCAGAGAGAAGAUUGGGAUACAUUGCUAUCAAUUUAUUCUGGUGGACCAUUGAUUGCUCUCACAAAGCUACCAUCAGGAGACGAACGUGUCUACGACCACGAUGUGCCAGUUUGUGCUGAAUGUCGGUUGAAAAGACGGACUGAAUGGGACACAGCAGACGUUGUCAUUCGGCUGUUUAAUGGUAAUGGAAAUACCAAUGCAGUAAAGAAACCCCUUGGAGGCUACGGCCUGACUAACGGGUCCCGACAAUCAAAGCGGCUGCGCCAGGCUCAUGAGCAUGGCAAAAGGCGAAUUCUCACUGUCUCGAAGACCUCGACAAUAAAAGAAAUCAAGGUUAUGAUAAACGAGGAGUUCUCUAUUCCUACGAUCUGUCAACGCCUCUUCUAUAAAGAGAAGGAACUUGAAGACAAUUCUGCCACAGUGGAAGAAUUAGGUCUCUUCGCGAACGAUAUCCUUGAUCUUCGAGAAGUUGUUGAAAUUAACUCCGACUCCGACGAAACCCCUGCGAACAAGAGGCGAAGGGAAGAAGGACCAGGGUUUGGUGGUACAUUGUUGGGCAAUGCAGAUUCAUGCUGGUCUAGUUCUCCUGAACAAACUCCAGCUCCACACUUCAGCAAUCAGGAGAAGGCGUGCCGUGCCUGCACUUUUUCGAACACGUUCGACGCCCUCUCGUGUCAAAUGUGUGAUACAAAUUUUGUAUGA